Molecule: messenger RNA, 1192 nt
Organism: Botrytis cinerea B05.10
Lineage: Eukaryota; Fungi; Ascomycota; Leotiomycetes; Helotiales; Sclerotiniaceae
Exons: 2
Coding region: 133-951 (272 amino acids)
Source: RefSeq, a predicted model, not a curated record
GGUACAGAACCGGCUUUUUCCCGAGGGCGUCCAAACAAUUCAUGAUCUUGCAUGUCCAAAAUAUCUCUUUAAUUUUCAGCCAUUUCCUCGAAUCUCGACAUCUUUUCAAUCGCACAAUACCAGAUAUCCACGAUGUCGUCUUCCUACGCUAUGAAGUCAAUGGGCUCGAAAGCCUUUAACCAUUCCUCUUCAAAUGAUGCCGAAGCGGAAUACGAUCGACUGCGCGAUCUCGCUCACAAAGAAGCUGCCAAGCGUUCGCAAUGUUUCGAUCAGUCGCGUCAAGCUUACACAUCCGGCGACGGCGCCAGAGCUCACGAUUUAAGUGUCGAAGGGAAGAAACACGCGGCGCAAAUGGACGCAUACAAUAAGCAAGCAUCGGACUAUAUCUUUCGGGAGAACAAUGCCCAAGGCAGAGUCGGAGACGAUGAAAUCGAUUUGCAUGGACAGUAUGUUGAGGAAGCAGAACGCAUUCUGGAGGAUCGCAUAAGAUAUGCCCAACAGCAGGGACAGUCGCAUUUACAUGUCAUUGUCGGAAAGGGAAAUCAUAGCAAAGAUCAUGUUCAGAAGAUUAAGCCCAAGGUGGAAGAGAUUUGCAGGGAGUUGGGCUUACAAUAUGCGACGGAAGAGAACGCGGGAAGGAUGUAUAUUAAUCUGCAAGGCGGUGCUGCGGUUAUGCCACCCAGUGGAGGAAAUCACGGGGGACAGCAACAUCAUGGUGGACAACAGUCUGGACAUCAACAGCCCUCUUACCAGCAACCCCAGGAAGGAUAUCAACAACCUCAACAGGGUGGAUAUCAACAAGGAGGAUACCAGCAAGGCGGUCAACAACAACAUCAGCAGCAAGAACAACAGAACAACAACGACAACAACGACGAACUGGAAAAAUUGGCAAGAAAGUUCCUACCAAGAAUAUUACGAAAGGCAGAAAAAGCUUGUUGCGCGGUUAUGUGAAUAUCUGGGUUACGCAUGUUGGAUUUUUUUUUUAUUUGGACAUAAUUUUACAAGCAUGGAUUUGGCUUUCUUCAAAUAUACCUUGGGUUCCAGAGGGGUUUAAUUGGGUGGUGCGAUAUGGCGAGAUACCAAUAGAGAUGAUGUUUUAAUGUUGAAUAUUAUAUAUAUAGUAGAUAGAAGAUCACGAUUUCAUGAUAGCUUAAAUGAAUGGAUGUUUCUAAUAUCCCUCCGUCUUGAUGUA